AUGAACAACUUAUCUUUGAACACCACCACCACCUCAAAUAUGACUACGUGUCGUUUUUGGCUCGAGGGAGCUUGUAAAAACGGAUCAAAGUGUCGCUUUGCACAUCAAUAUAUUAAAAACACAAUUACCUCAAACAGUAAUGACUCUUCUUCAUCAAAUAAAGUUAUUUGUCGAUAUUGGAAUUUAGGAUAUUGUAGACGCGGAAUUACAUGUCAUUUCUUGCAUCCUGGGUCAGAAAGGUGUAGUGCUCCUCCAAAAUCUCUUCCGGCUCCAUAUCCAAUAAAAUGGUUACAGAUCCCGAAUUAUUUACCGCAAACAAAGUUUAAUUUCAAUGUGAGCCAAUUUAACCUAAUCUCUAAACAAUUGUGUAAUACAAAAAAUGGGGAUGAAGCUAAAGAGGAUGGUGAAGCUUCGGAAGACGAAGAGUUUGAUCAAAAUUUCAAUGACUCAUUUAAUGGGGUGUUAGGAUUAGUCGAACACGAACAAGAUCACGAAGAACAUUCUUGUAACGAUUCAGAUCAAUCUGAUAAAGACAUAGAGAUCAAAGAGGAGGAAGAGGAUUCACUAGCGAAUGCAAGUGAAUCCGGUUCUGAUAUAUCGGAAUCAAGAGUUGAAGUUGACACCAAUUCUGAUAAUAAUGAUGAAUCAAUAGACGGAUACCAAGAAAGCAACGAGCUACUAGCAGAAGAUGAAUCACAGUCUCAUCCAAUAAUAAACGGAAGACUCGACAACACAGAUAAAGAACCAUACGAAAGAGUAAUCGAUGUAUCCGAAACCUCAUCAUCUGAUUCAGAAGAAUAUGAUCACUCAUUAUCUAAUCUUACAAUCACCGAGUCAGAAGUUUAUCAUCCGUUUGAUGCAUUUAAUGGGAGCCUCAAAAGUCUUAAGGUAGCAUCCAAAGUCGAAGAAAUGGAUGUAGAUGAAGAGACAGAAGGAGAACAAGAAAAUGAUACUUUAGAAAUUGAACUUGACGAUGAUCAAUUUGAAGAAUAUGAGUAA
Messenger RNA from Ambispora gerdemannii, 999 nucleotides. Lineage: Eukaryota; Fungi; Glomeromycota; Glomeromycetes; Archaeosporales; Ambisporaceae. The record is from the annotation of a GenBank genome assembly.